This is a messenger RNA of Pogoniulus pusillus (Red-fronted tinkerbird), 2088 nucleotides long. RefSeq names its product DNA primase subunit 2 (gene PRIM2). The record is from RefSeq and is a predicted model, not a curated record. The coding region runs from base 254 to 1783 and encodes 509 amino acids. Gene Ontology annotation, biological process: DNA replication, synthesis of primer; DNA replication initiation. The transcript is spliced from 13 exons. NCBI's taxonomy places the organism in Eukaryota, Metazoa, Chordata, Aves, Piciformes, Lybiidae. Gene Ontology annotation, cellular component: alpha DNA polymerase:primase complex.
GCAGCCGGUGGGGACUUCGGCGGGUGGGGACGGUGCUCGUACCGCGGGAACGAGGGUGCAGAAGUCAGCCCCGGGCAGCUCGGGCCGGUGCCGGCCGCCUUCUCCCCACUUCCUCCUCACUUCCACCCACCACGUUGUCAUCUCCGCCCGCCGUGUCCGCACCGUCUCGGUGUUCCCCGGCCGUUCUCUCCCAGCCGUUCUCCCCGGUGCUGCCUCCUUCGGGGCUAAGCGUCCGUAUUGCUCUCAGGGGCAGAUGGAGUUCUCCAGCGGCCGAGCGAGGCUGAAGCAGGCCCGGCUGGCCGGGGACCGGCGGGAGCUGUAUCCUCACAGCCUGCAGUUCUACCUGGAGCCUCCCACGGAAAACAUCUCUCUGGUGGAGUUCGAGAGCUUUGCCAUCGACCGACUGAAGCUGCUCAAAGCAGUUGAGAACCUUGGUGUGAGCUAUGCGAGGGGCAAUGAAUCCUACAAAACUAAGCUGGAGACUGAGCUCCGCAAGCUGAAGUUUCCAUACAGAGCUUUGGCUGAGGAUGAUUACGAAGCACGAAGGAAAGACCACAUCUCUCAUUUCAUACUGCGCCUUGCUUACUGCCAGUCAGAGGACCUCAGGCGCUGGUUUCUCCAGCAGGAGAUGGAUCUGCUGCGGUACCGCUUCAACGAGCUGACUGACAGCCUGAGGCAGAAGUUCCUGCAGCACGUCAACCUGUCCUUUGAAGCUGUUAGCGAAGACCUGAAAAAUGAGUUGGCAAAUGAUCUGUGUACAUCCACCCCUGGCUUCAGCAUGAUUAAAGUGAAAGAGCAAAUGUUCUACAAGGUGGGUCUUGCAGAUGCUGUGGAUCUGUUCAGAGCCAGGAGAGUGUUCAUCAAGGAUGGGUUUGCAUAUGUGCCGCUCAAGGACAUCGAUGCCAUCGUCCUGAACAACUACAGAGCAAAGCUGUCCAAGGCCCUGGCGCUGACAGCACGGUCGCUGCCUGCCGUACAGACUGAUGAGAGACUGCAGCCUCUGCUGAACCACCUCAGCCAUGCCUAUGUUGGCCCAGAUUACAGCGUGCAGAAGAGCGCAGGGAAGAUUUCUCUGGAUCAGAUUGAUGCUCUCUCGGUGAAGUCCUUCCCCCUCUGCAUGCGCCAGCUGCACAGAGCCCUGCGUGACAGCCACCACCUCCGGCACGGCGGCCGCAUGCAGUACGGCCUCUUCCUGAAGGGCAUUGGCCUGACGCUGGAGCAGGCCCUGGAGUUCUGGAAGAAAGAGUUCAUCAGGGGAAAAGUAGAUGCAGACAAGUUUGACAAAGGAUACGCUUACAGCAUCCGCCACAGCUACGGCAAGGAGGGCAGGAGAACCGACUACACCCCCUACAGCUGCAUGAAGAUCAUCAUGUCCAACCCACCCAGCCAAGGGGAUUAUCACGGGUGCCCAUUCCGCCACUGCGACCCGGAGCUGCUGAAGCAGAAGCUGCAGGCCUACAGGGUUCCUCCUGGUGGGAUGGCUCAGAUCCUGGAGCUUGUGAAGGGCAUGCACUACCAGCUGGCCUGCCAGAAAUACUUCGAGGUGACCCACGAUGUGGAUGACGUCGGGUUCUCUUUGAGCCACCCCAACCAGUAUUUUACAGAGAGCCAAAGGCUGCUGAGUGGUGCUAGGGAGGUGAAGAAGGAACCAAGUAAUUCAGCAAACUCCCAGCCAAAAAGUGUUAGUCAGCAAAGCAAGAAUUUGAGUUCUACUCCCACUUCCUCCAGCACAGCAGCUGCUGCAGAACUGGAGGGGCUGGAGGCAUACUUCACUGAAGACUGAGCAGCUGCGCUCUUGGGGCUUGGCUUGGGUUUUCUUUCUCUUUCACCUCCUCUUCUCUAGCUGGUUUGUUCCUGUGCUAAGGGAUGUGGCUCUUUGCUACCUGGGAUGCCCUGAGUGGUCUGAACAGACCAAGAGGCAGACAGGUGCUGGAGCUCUGCACUGUUAUAUGACACGGGGACGCCUGGGAGAUGAAGCUGCCCUCCCAGUUACCAGUGAUCUUUGCCCGGCUUGCCUCUGCUUUCUUCAAAGUGACCACACAAUGGAGUGCAAAUGUGUCUCUCCUUAAUAAAUAAAUUGCAAAGCCA